AUGAGGUGGCGUGGACGAGGCGGGGUCAUCACCAGGCGCCCCCAUCUCCGCUCUCUCUCCCUGGCACAGAACUGAAUGCACUACAGGAAGAGCUUGGACCAUUUGGUCUGGUCAUUCUGGGCUUCCCCUGCAACCAAUUUGGAAAACAGGAACCAGGAGACAACUCUGAGAUCCUAGCCAGCCUCAAGUAUGUCCGCCCAGGUGGUGGCUUUGUCCCCAACUUCCAGCUCUUCGAGAAAGGGGAUGUGAAUGGGGAGAAAGAGCAGAAGUUCUACACUUUCCUGAAGAACUCCUGUCCGCCCACCUCGGAGCUCGUGGGUUCACCUAACCGCCUUUUCUGGGAUCCCAUGAAGGUCCAUGACAUCCGCUGGAACUUUGAGAAGUUCCUGGUAGGGCCAGAUGGGCUGCCCAUCAUGCGCUGGUACCACCGGACCACGGUCAACACCGUCAAGAUGGACAUCCUGAACUUCAUGAGGCAGCAGGCACUCCUGAGGGUCAAGACGUAACUGUUGCCCACCCCACCCCAUGUCCACCUGUGCAGGGGCUGGGGGUGAUCUGUUCAGGAAGGAAUCCAUCUCCAAUUGCACUACACACCCACCACGGACCCCUCUUAUUACACAAGGCCCCUGCCUGACACAGAUGUGUGCACACGACUGAGUACUGCUGUUAUGUGGUGUUUGCACACAUACCCACAGGUGUGCGUAAUGUGUGUGCAAGGUGUACCACCAUGGGUGUCUACUGAGCGAAUAUCCAGGAAUGUGUACCGUGUGUGUGCCCACAGCUGUGUGCUUGCUAGAGUGCUGGGGAAUAACACUCCUUUCUCGCGAGUUCUGUUCCACUGAUGACCAUUCACCUUCACCUGAGCCCAAAGGAGCUUCGAGGUCCAGUUGUCCUGCUCUAACCUGGACCUCAACCUUGAAGUUCAUAUCUCCCACUGCCUCCAAAUACCACCCGCAACUGGGGUCCCCAGAAGUCUCUGGUUCUACCACACUGCCCAACCCUCCAUCAUACAGGCAGAUUUUGUCCCAGCCCCUUCUCCUUCCUGAAGGGCCCUCCCAAGACCCUGCCCCCACCCCAUAGCACUCCCUGGUAUCAGCCAAGACAGAGGUGAGAGCAAGGGCUACGUCCCCGUGUCAGGGGUGGCAGCUUCAUGAUGGUGAGGCCCGAAGCCUCUGUGGCGGACCUCCCCCGAGCCUGUCCCACGGGCCAGCCCUUAGUGCAUUCAGGCGAGGCCCUAGACAGGGAUGCCACCCCUGCUCCUUCGGAGCACGUGCCUUCCCCCUCACCCUGGUCCAUUGGCGCUAGACUCAUGCCCCUGUCUGCCCAGUAAAGGUCUUUCUGCAGCAGCUGAGUCUACUGUGGUUCUUCUUCAACGGUGGCUGCCCCAGCCACGGGGGUAGGAGCAAAAGAAGGGAAAAGAAAUGGAGUGGUUUGGGUUUCUGCCUGGGCCCACUCAGCAUCUGAAGUUUAUAAGACCAGUUCACAUCUACUCUCAUUCCCUCCCACCCUUCUCCAAGGUGGCUAGGGUGGAUGAGAGGUGCUCCAUUUGACAGACGAGGAAACUAAGGCACACAGAAGGCCCAGGCCUUGCCCAAAGUCUCCUGAUGAGUG
This is a messenger RNA of Trichechus manatus latirostris (Florida manatee), 1611 nucleotides long. RefSeq names its product glutathione peroxidase 3. The annotation marks the transcript as partial. Gene Ontology annotation, molecular function: glutathione peroxidase activity; selenium binding. Lineage: Eukaryota; Metazoa; Chordata; Mammalia; Sirenia; Trichechidae. The transcript is spliced from 3 exons. Gene Ontology annotation, biological process: response to oxidative stress; hydrogen peroxide catabolic process. The record is from RefSeq and is a predicted model, not a curated record.